This is a messenger RNA of Aureobasidium melanogenum CBS 110374, 2682 nucleotides long. RefSeq lists its product as uncharacterized. The record is from RefSeq and is a predicted model, not a curated record. Lineage: Eukaryota; Fungi; Ascomycota; Dothideomycetes; Dothideales; Saccotheciaceae. The transcript has a single exon. Bases 1 to 2682 code for a protein of 893 amino acids.
AUGCCUCGCGUCACAAAGACAAAGGCAUCAGCUGUCGCAACCCCAAGACGCGCAACUCGCAGCACUGUUCGCGCCGGCAGCGCCAGUCUCGAAGAGCCCAUCGAGGUCCCCGCGCCCAGAAGACGCAGCUCGCGUUCGAAGACGCCAGAGUCCAAGAACUCGUCGUUUGAGAAGUCGCACCUCGAGCCUCAGCUUCCUGCUCUCGCCGAGGUCGAAGAGAAGCAGUCGCCUCGCGUCGUCCUACCACAACCCGUCGAGGUCGCUCCCAUCGUCGACGCAUCACCAUACGUCACUCCAUCAAACUACCGCAUCGCUGCCACGCGCAAUCCUCUACACACCUCGCCAGCCGCCAGCCGCAGUGCUCAACAGUCACCUGCUGUCAGCCAGAGUGCUCAGAGCUCACCCACGGUCAGCCAGCUUGUCCACCAAUCACCUGCCGUUAGCCGCAGUGUGCAACAGUCACCUACUGUCAGCCAGCUCGUCCAGCAGUCUGUCGAAGUCUACAUUGACGCGGACCAAUCUCAAGACGACCACGAGACCCAGAACAGCGUUGUCUCCGAGGACGACCAAGAAGAAGAAGCUGUCCAGGCUGCUGUCGAGUCACAGCUUGCCAACGAGACAGCCGAGGCUGGUUUGUCACACUCUCAUCCUAUCUCCCCUGUUUCAAAGACUCCCAACUCUGCAAGCCUUGCUGGUCGCACCUCCUCCAAGAGAAGACGCUCCGCUAGAAGCGGCGGCUUCCCUCGCACUCCCACCUUCAACCAAAGCCCAUUGUAUCACAGCCCGUUGGGCGAGAUCUCUGGAAACAUCCCUGCUUGGAAGGAAUACUUCCCUUCGUCGUUGUUUGAGUCAUCUCCACCUCAGCGUUCACCUGUUUCUGCUUUCACAUCAAUCCCGCUCAUGGAUCGCGCCAUUAAGAAUGAAGAGAUCCUUCCAGAGCUGACCGAUCGUCAACGUACAGCGCUCCUUGCCGACAUGCGCAGAGAGAUCUUGCGCCUGCGCAAAGUCGAGGAGCAAUUCCUCGCUGCCUCCAAGCAGUCGCAGUCUCCAGCCAAACAAUCUCCGGCCAAAGCAUCUCCUCAGCAACCUACCAUUCAUCAACCAUCACCCGAGAUCCCUCGCACUAUGAACCGUCUUGGAGAUCUUCGUUACCAAAGAACCAUUGCAACACCUGCCAGAAAGAGACUCUUGGCUCAGCGUGAGGCUGAGGCAGCUGCUGCAGCUGCUGCAGAAGCUGAGCAGGCCGCCAAUGAGCAAGCUGCCAGUGAAGAACAACAAAUCAACCAGACUCCUUCGCGCUCGAGCCCAUCGCCAAGCGAGCACAAGCGCAAAAACAAGACUCCUCAGAGCAGCACGCCCGAAGCUCAAACUCCUCAAAAGUCAUCACAGAACUCGGCAUCAGCUGAGACACCAGCUGCCGCCUCUCCAGCUUGGGGCCUCACUUCUCUCUUCGGCUCGGUGAAGAACAUUUUCUCACACCGUCCCAGCUUCUCGCCCGUCAAGCAGCUCCAAGAGCAGCCUCAAGAGCAACGUCAAGAGCAGCAACCGGAGCAGUCUCAACAAGCAGAGCAGCAGCAACAGUUUACACCUUCACCAUCCAAGAAUCAGAGACGCAUCCUCUCUUCUUCGCAGCAGAGCCCUACUCCAAAGCCUAGAACACCGGCACCACCCGCAACACCUGCCCAUGCUCCUCAGGAGGUCGAAAAUGAUGGCCUAUACGGUCAGACACCCAGAACCACUCGUCGCCGCGGUGUGCUGCCAGGUUCCAUGCCUCGCAGAAAACGCGACGCUCCUUCAAAGCCCAAAGAGACCAACGCAGACCUCAGAGCAUCACAACUCGAAGUAGCAGCCCAGAAGACAGCCGAGCGCGAGCGAGCUGAAGAGAAGGCCGCCAGACUCGAGCGUGAGCGUCGCGAGAUUGUGGAAGAGCUGAAGAAGCGUGAAUCGACCUACAAGGUCGGCGAGAAGAGAAAGAUCACUGUCAAUGUCGACGAUCUUGCAGUCAUCCCCAGAAAGCCCAAGGGUGCAGGCUCAGGAUCAUACGGUCUCGUGGACAUUUUCUUCGAAUAUGACGAUGCUAGUGACUUCGUUAUGAUGGAUGAAGAUGAGGUUCAGCUGCGCCCAGCUCCUGAGCACCCAACCAAGAGGAUCAGACUUGACGAGAACGUCUUCCAGCCAAAGACGCCCGCACCUCAACCUGCCACUACCAGUCCUGUCAAGGCAGCACCUCAACCACCUACCAUCCCCGCAACACCUGCUCCCAACUACUCGCAGCUCGCGCAACAAGCAAUCGAGAAGCAACGUCUGCAGUUUUCUAAGCACCAGCCUCAAAAACCUUCGCGUCUGCGUCAAGUCCAGCGUCAAUCAAAUGGCAGCACUCUUGAUCCAGCUUCGCCACAGCAGCCGAUCGAUACUGCACAAGACAUUGAAGAAGUCGCUGCUCCAGCCCAAGACAUCCAGGAGGCUGCUGCUCCUCUCCAAGAAGCUCAGGAAGUCGCUGCUGCUGCUCAAGUGCCCAAGACAACCGUAGCAAGAGUCUUCAAAUGGCCAGAGCUGGGACCACCAAUGCAGACACCCGAAACUUGGGCCAAGAUUGACAAGAUCUACACACCCGAGCUGAAGGCACUUGACCACGAGUACUUCAUGAAGAAGUUCGAGGCCGCCAUGGCCAACUCCCAAUAA